This is a messenger RNA of Trichomycterus rosablanca, 2342 nucleotides long. It is a transcript of the gene dnai7, whose product is annotated as dynein axonemal intermediate chain 7. The transcript has 15 exons. NCBI's taxonomy places the organism in Eukaryota, Metazoa, Chordata, Actinopteri, Siluriformes, Trichomycteridae. The record is from RefSeq and is a predicted model, not a curated record. The coding region runs from base 60 to 2246 and encodes 728 amino acids. Gene Ontology annotation, molecular function: beta-tubulin binding; microtubule binding. Gene Ontology annotation, cellular component: axoneme.
UGCCGUGCUGUUACUAUAGCUACUAGACGCUAAACGCGAUUGCCUCAGAACAAGUAAACAUGUCUGCAAAGAAGAAAGGAGGAAAACCCAGCAAGGCAGAGAAGGAGAGGCUACAGAAAGAGUUAGAAGAGCAAAGACUCAAGGAGCAAGAGGAGGCUCGCCUGGCUGCUGAGCAAGAAAAUCAGGAGAGGCUGGAGAGGGAGCAAAAGGAGGAAGAGGAACGACAAAGGCUUGAGUUAAAAGACAGAGAACGAAGGGAGGAUGAGCUAAAUGAACUGCAUCUCAUACUUGAGGAAAACCAGAAGGCAGUUAACACAUGGGAGGCUUUAUCCAAGGAGAAGGCUGAGUGGGAUCGAUACAUGAUUUGUGAUGGCAGUCCAGAUCCUGCUGUUCAACCAGAAAUCAAUGCUUUUAUCAGUCUGUGGAAAGAAGACCCAACAGUACAGAUUCAGACAGUCUUACAACAAUGUGCACUGGCCUUACGGCUAACAGAGGAACUGGAGCUUCUUUUAAAUGAGGAGACAGAUUCUUCUGUUGCUCAGGUGUAUCAGGACACACUUCUGUCUUUGCAUCAUCUAAUCCAUGACAAAAUCCACCUGGCCACUGAAGAGAUCCUUAAGUGGACUAAAUCAUGUACAGACAUUGAGACUGGUAACAUGCAGACGGUAGUACAAGAUGAUAAUGUCACUCUGUGCUUGUGGGCUAACCUUAACAAAAAUCCUAGAUUCAAGGGCUACCAUUUCACUGAGGUGGGGCUGGGCUUUGAGCUGCCUAAACAGCUAGCAGUGAGUGACAUUGCUGUGCGGAUCCUGCAUACUCGCUAUGACCACCUAAGCCACCUGAGCUACUGGGCAGAACUGCAGAAUAAAAGUCCUCUUAAAGAAGCUCUGGAACAAGACACCAUACUCACAGAGACCCCCAAAGCAUUAGACAGUGAAGAGAUUCAGAAGGAAGGAGAGGUCAGAGAGAGCCUACAGCAAAAAGAGGAUGAUCUUCAGUCACUUAAAUCUGAUGGAAAGAAGAGUGUUUUGAGUGUGCACUCAGCUAAAUCGGAGAGGAAGAGCUCUUCACUCAAGCAAGGGGAGGAGGUAGAGGGUCAUUCAGAGAGCAUCAUGGCCUUUGGAGGAGGAGCAGAUGAGGCAGACCCCACCCCUGCUGUAGUGGAGCCAGUGGCUGACAGUGCUGAGGUGCAUAUAGUGGAUCUGAGGCAGUACACACCGCUGGGUGGAGUCUACUACUUUGACGUUUUCCACUUACCACCACAGGCUUAUACAGUCAAUGGCUGGGAGAUCAGACAGAUACUAGACACAGGUCUUCAGGUCUUUCAGUAUCCACCAGAAGAAAGUCAGGCGGAUGACCCUGUCCUGGAGAAGCAGGAUGAAAGCAAAACACACUCCACCACACCUGUAGGGGUCACUAUAGCGCUGCCAGAAUCUGUGGUCUUUCUAGUAGAACCACAAAUUGCCCGAUGGGAUCCCGAGGGCCAGCACUGGCGAACAGAUGGAAUAACAGAGAUAUCGUACAAUGGCGAGGAACACAUCAUCUCCUUUAAGAUGGAAUCCUUCUAUGCAUUCACUCUGCUACAGGAGACGCACAUCAACAUGCCCUUUCAAAGCUGGGAGCUUAGGCCGCUGGGUGAGAACUCUGCCAUGCUCACCAUCACUGCGUCUCUUACUGAAGUCAGCAUCACAAUCAGUGGAAAUCAAUGCAAGCUUCAGAUGGACCAGGCUCCUGAACUGACCAGCAUUCUGGACAAAUGGAUGAGCUUUCCUUCUCUAAAGACAGCCAUGAGACGCUCCGGAGUAAGCAUAUUCAUAAAUGAGUACUCAGACAAGUAUGUUGCAGUUAGUACUAAGGAUCCACUGAUAGAGCAUGCAGUGUAUGAGCAGAUGGCACUGCUGUCCUCAGCCUUUGCUUUCUCUUGGAGCCAGUGGAACUCACAGUGUGGACAGGAGCAUCUUGUCUUUCAGGCUUGCAAGCAGCUGGAGGCAGGGCCUGUACCAGACAGGGACUUGUCUCUGUACCUGCUGGGUGCUCAGAGGAGUCAGCAGUUAAAGAUGGUGGAAAGCAGUACUGAAUUCUCACCAGAGCUGGCUGAGGGAACAGAGUUCCACUCCACGCUUUUGCACAUGCUCAGAGACACCAUGAGCCCGGAGGGGCGUGACAGGGUUAACCACGUCCACCACCUCUUUGUUGAAACGGUGCGAGGACUGCUGUUCAGCACCCGCGUCCUUACUUUCUCCUGAGUACAUGCUGUAUGUAAAUUCUGCACUGCUGGAUAGAGAAAUUACAGUGCACUCUUGUUUCAUUUUAUUAAACAUCAAAAUAAAAAUGUAAAUAAA